Molecule: messenger RNA, 366 nt
Organism: Coregonus clupeaformis (lake whitefish)
Lineage: Eukaryota; Metazoa; Chordata; Actinopteri; Salmoniformes; Salmonidae
Product: glutenin, high molecular weight subunit PW212-like
Exons: 1
Coding region: 1-366 (121 amino acids)
Source: RefSeq, a predicted model, not a curated record
AUGGAGGAGCUACCUCUGGCUCUAUCUGACUGUCUACCUCCCAGGCCAGGCAGAGGGAACCUCCCAGGCCAGGCAGAGGGAACCUCCCAGGCCAGGCAGAGGGAACCUCCCAGGCCAGGCAGAGGGAACCUCCCAGGCCAGGCAGAGGGAACCUCCCAGGCCAGGCAGAGGGAACCUCCCAGGCCAGGCAGAGGGAACCUCCCAGGCCAGGCAGAGGGAACAUCCCAGGCCAGGCAGAGGGAACAUCCCAGGCCAGGCAGAGGGAACCUCAUAGGCCAGGCAGAGGGAACCUCCCAGGCCAGGCAGAGGGAACCUCCCAGGCCAGGCAGAGGGAACCUCCCAGGCCAGGCAGAGGGAACCUCAUAG